This is a messenger RNA of Rhinolophus ferrumequinum (greater horseshoe bat), 885 nucleotides long. Its product is annotated as lysozyme g-like protein 1. Gene Ontology annotation, biological process: defense response to Gram-positive bacterium; peptidoglycan catabolic process. Lineage: Eukaryota; Metazoa; Chordata; Mammalia; Chiroptera; Rhinolophidae. Gene Ontology annotation, cellular component: extracellular region. The record is from RefSeq and is a predicted model, not a curated record. Bases 155 to 745 code for a protein of 196 amino acids. The transcript has 5 exons. Gene Ontology annotation, molecular function: lysozyme activity.
UUUUUAGGUCAGCCCUGGGGAAACUUGUUCUUUUUUUCCCCCACACCUUUCCAGAGAGACAUUACAUGUUGUUAUGAUGACGAUUGAUAUUUUCACAUCUGCGAGCUAAUUUCUAUUUGAAAAUCAUUUUAGGACCGGUAGUCAGACCAUCAAGAUGUCUGUGCUGUGGCUGCUGGUGGGUCUCCUUGCCCUUACUGACUCAUGUGAAAGCGGCAACUGGGGGUGCUAUGGAAACAUCCGAACCCUCGACACCCCUGGGGCGUCCUGUGGGAUUGGAAGACGCCGAGGCCUGAACUACUGUGGAGUGCGUGCUUCUGAAAGGAUGGCUGAAAUAGACAUGCCAUACCUAGUGAGGUAUCAACCCGUGAUAUAUACCGUUGGCCAAAAGUACUGUAUGGAUCCUGCAGUGAUCGCUGGUGUCAUGUCCAGGGAGUCUCCUGGUGGCAACGUGAUCAAUAUGGGCAACGUGGGCGACGGAAUCAGGGUUGUGCAGGAUUCUGGCCAUCAUGUCCCCACAUCCUGGAUUACUGAGUCCCAGCUUUCCCAGAUGACUGAGGUCCUGACUCUUAGAAUCAAAGAAAUCCAGAGGAGGUUUCCAACCUGGACACCUGAUCAGUACCUGAGAGGUGGACUAUGUGCGUACGGUGGAGGUCCUGGCUAUGUCAGAAGCAGCCAGGACCUGAGCUGUGACUUCUGCAAUGAUGUCCUCGCUCGAGCCAAAUACUUCAAGAGACACGGCUUCUAACACUGCAGAUCAAACCCAAGGUUAUUAUCACACAUGAGGCCUCAAUUGCUUCACAGAUAAAACUAGCUUCUUAUCACUGCGAAUAUGAGUUUGACCUGAAGGUCGUCAAAAUAACAUGAAUCACAUUAAAGGAAGAAUUA